Paraphaeosphaeria sporulosa is the source of this 2469-nucleotide messenger RNA. Its product is annotated as multiple RNA-binding domain-containing protein 1. The transcript has 4 exons. The record is from RefSeq and is a predicted model, not a curated record. Gene Ontology annotation, cellular component: ribonucleoprotein complex; nucleus; cytoplasm. NCBI's taxonomy places the organism in Eukaryota, Fungi, Ascomycota, Dothideomycetes, Pleosporales, Didymosphaeriaceae. The coding region runs from base 1 to 2469 and encodes 822 amino acids. Gene Ontology annotation, molecular function: mRNA binding.
AUGGAGACUUCGCGCAUAUUCGUACGCGGUCUACCGCCAAAAUUCUCGGAGGAGGAUGUCCGCAAACACUUCUCCAAAUUCCCCGUCACGGACGUCAAGUACUUCCCCGCUCGCCGCAUUGGCUACGUCGGAUACAAGACGCCAGAAGAUGCCUCCAAUGCGAUCAAAUACUUCAACAAGUCUUUCAUCCGCAUGUCUAAGAUCUUCGCAGAACCAGCGAGGGCUAUCGCGGACAAGGAACUACCCAAAUCGCGACGACAGCAAAAGUUUGAGAAGAGCGCCCCGAGAGACGAUGCCUACGUACCACCUCAGCAAGAGAACAACCUCAAGCGGAAACGCGAGGACAUUGAGAAGGACCCAAAGCUGAAGGAGUUUCUCGACGUCAUGCAGAUACCCUCAAAACAAAAGGCGUGGGCGAACGAUGACACACAACUGGGGGUGCAGUCUACCCCUGUUGUGGAGCCAGCCGAAGAGGUUGUCAUUCCGGAAGGCGAGAGCGACGACGAGUACCAGGUGCUGUCGAAAAAGCCCAAGACUGUCGAGCGAAACCCGUCACCUGUAGUGGAACCUGCAGUGGAGCCUCAACAGAUCAUUCCCGACGCAGACGAUGCCCCAAAACAAGUUGACGAUUCCGAGGAGCUCCCUGAUGCGCCUGCUGUUGAGGCCGGCCCUGUCUCCGAUGCUGACUGGCUCCGGUCACGGACAAAUCGAGUUCUUGAUCUUGUGGAAGAAGAUAAGGACAGUUCACUACCACCGCCACCGCCAGCGGUCAAGCACGACGCGGAGAUGUUUGAGGAGCAGCCUGAAGCUUCAGUCGCUCAGCUCGAGCCUGCACCAGCAGAAGAAGCUCAAGAUGAAGAUGCUGCGCCAACGGAAGAGGACAAGGUGCGCCAGACUGGCCGACUGUUUCUGAGAAAUCUUCAUUACGACGUCACUGAAGAUGACAUACGGGAACAGUUUGCCAAGUUUGGCACACUCGAAGAGGUCCACGUCCCGACGAAGAAGGUCGACGGGAAAGGCAAAGGAUUCGCAUUCGUGCAAUUCGAGGAUCCUGGCCAGGCGGUCGAAGCGUAUCUUGACAACGAUGGUACUAUCUUCCAAGGAAGACUGCUCCACAUCAUCUCGGGCAAGGCAAAACGUAACGAUGCACUCGAUGAGUUUGCCAUUUCGAAGUUGCCACUCAAGAAACAGAAGGAAGUGCUCCGGAAGAAGAACGCCUCCGCGGCGACCUUCAACUGGAAUUCACUGUAUCUCAAUACUGAUGCUGUGCUGUCUACGGUGGCGGAGCGUCUCAACAUCAGCAAGGCUGAGCUCUUGGAUCCCACUUCUGCAGAUGCUGCGGUCAAGCAAGCCCAUGCUGAAGCGCACAUCAUCCAGGAGACUAAGGGGUACUUCACAAAGAACGGCGUGGACCUUGAAGCAUUCAAGAGAAGCGCAAAGGGCGAUGUUGCCAUCCUUGUCAAGAACAUUCCACACGGAGUGAAUUCAGACGAGGUACGGCAACUUUUCGAAGAGCAUGGCACCAUUCGCAGGUUUUUGAUGCCACCCACAGGCAUGACUGCCAUCGUCGAGUUCGCGAACGCAGGGCAAGCAAAGUCUGCAUUCAUGUCUCUGUCGUACAAGAAGAUGAAGGAUUCUAUCUUGUACCUCGAGAAGGCACCCAAAGAUCUCUUCAAGGAAGGCGCGAUUAGCGCCACAGCAUCUGCGCCCACUGCAGCUUCUGACAAGCCUGGCGCAGUAUUGUCUGCCCAGGACUUGCUUGAAGAGGAGCCAGAGUCGACCAACACGGUUACACUACACGUGAAGAACUUGAACUUUACAACCACGACGCAGAAGCUUUGUGAGACAUUUAAGCCAUUGGCUGGGUUCCGCAGCGCGGUCGUUCGAACCAAGAUCGACCCCAAGCGCGGUGUACUCUCCCUCGGUUAUGGUUUCGUUGACUUUAGUAGCUCCGAAACAGCUUCUGCGGCGCUGCGAGCCAUGGAUGGCUAUAGCCUUGAAGGCCAUACCCUCAAGAUCCAAGCCUCGCACAGAGGAGCUGACGCUGCUGAAGAGCGACGAAAGGAGGACGCUGCCAAAAAGGCUGCCGGGACGAAGAUCCUUAUUAAGAACUUGCCUUUCGAAGCUACCAAAAAAGAUGUGCGCGCGCUCUUUGCCCCUUACGGAUCCUUGCGCUCGGUCAGGGUGCCGAAGAAAUUCGAUUCGUCUUCUCGUGGAUUUGCCUUCGCCGAGUUUUCGACGAAACGCGAUGCUGCCAAUGCGAUGAGCCAACUUCGUGGCACUCAUUUGCUGGGUAGACACCUUGUUCUCAGUUUUGCUGAGACUGAGGCGGACGACCCAGAACUGGAGCUGGAGAAGAUGCAACAGAAGGUUGGGUCGCAGGCGAACAAAGUUGCCCUGCAGCGUUUGACGUCAGGCGGACGGAAAAAGUUUAACGUUGCAGGUACCGACGAUCUAGACGAAGCUUAG